Dromaius novaehollandiae (emu) is the source of this 2479-nucleotide messenger RNA. Its product is annotated as tetraspanin-36-like. The transcript is spliced from 7 exons. Lineage: Eukaryota; Metazoa; Chordata; Aves; Casuariiformes; Dromaiidae. The record is from RefSeq and is a predicted model, not a curated record. Gene Ontology annotation, cellular component: plasma membrane. Bases 137 to 883 code for a protein of 248 amino acids.
GUGCUACGCUCCGGGGCAGCGUCCGCGGGUGCAGGGCGGGCGCGGGGCGGAUCCUGCGCGGUGCGGGGCGGCCCCAGGCAGCACCCAGCGCCUUGCCCGCCCGGCCGGUCGCCGCAGAGCCGGCGCGACCCGCGACAUGGACUGCGGCGUGAUCACCUCCAAGACGGUGCUGGUGCUGCUGAGCAUCGCCUUCUGGGCAGCAGCAGCUGGUCUUAGCUAUGUUGGGGGCUAUGUCAUUAACACCUACAAGAGUUAUGACAACUUCCUGCAAGACAAGUACGCUCUGUUGCCAGCGGUGAUCAUUAUUUGCGUUGCCGUAGUCAUGUUCAUCAUCGGGCUGAUCGGCUGCUGUGCCACCCUCCGGGAGUCACGGGUUGGGCUGGGGCUGUUCUUGGCCAUUAUCCUGGUUAUCUUUAUUGCAGAAGUAUCAGCUUUUGUCCUGGGGUUUGUUUACAGGGAAAAGGUAAAAACUGACGUGCAGGGCACAAUGCGUUCAGUCUUCCAAAAGUAUGAUGGGAAAAAUCCAGAGUCUACUGUUGUGGAUUACUUGCAAGAACAGCUUCACUGCUGUGGGGUAAAGAACUACAGCGACUGGACGACCACGCAGUGGUUUAACUCCACGGGUAACAACAGCGUCCCCCUGAGCUGCUGCAGACAAGGUCUGAGCAACUGCACGGGCAGUCUGGACCAGCCGCAGGAGCUCAACGCACAGGGCUGUGCGGAGGAGCUGGAGUCUGGGCUGCAGAGUGUGCUCAGCUAUGCUAUGCUUGUCAUCCUGGGAUUUGCCAUCGUAAAGUUCUUCGGCAUGCUGAGCAUCUGUGUGCUUACUUGCAAGAGAGAAGACAGCGGAUAUCAGCCCCUUUACUCAGGGGUGUUUGCUUGAUAAAACACAAAGAUCACUUUUCUUUUGCUUCCCAGUGAUAAAAUAGAUUUGUAAAGAUGUAUGUUACAGGACAAUUUAUGACCUUUUGGUUAAAUAUUUUAUUUUAUUUACAUGAAAGAGAAAGAACAUAGUGUAUUGAUUUGGAAAAGUUUCCUGUGGGUGUUAUGUGAAAUGACACUCAAUAUUUAGUGCUGUAUAGUAACUUACCCUGUUCUUACACACUGUAACUUCCUGUGAAGUUAUUUUAGAUUUGCAUUUGUGACUUUCUCUACAUAGCAACAGAUGGUGUAGCAGAGUGCAGGAAGAAAUCUACUUCUGCAGUUCCUUUCUGUACCCUGAAACAUGCAGAGAGAAAUUUUAUUUUUAUCACUAAAUUGACUGAGAAAGUGGGAGGGAUUCAUUGACUGCACAAAUACCAGAUCAUUCUCAUGACAUGGCUAAACAGCAAAAGAAAUUCUUGAAUAGGAGGAUCGAAUAUUCUGUAUAAGCCGAGGGAGUUGGAAUACAUUUCUCCUGUAUCUGGUGCUGUUUCUUUUUUUCCUCCCUGCUAUGGUCAUAUUGUGUCAUUCAGUUUACCGAAGGUUGUUAGUGCAAGACAACCCUUUGGAGCAAUGCUUAAAAACUAAAACAGAAAUUUGCGUUGUCUUUUGAAGCAGCUAGCAAAUGUGAACAACCCCAGGUUGUGAGCAGGCCCAUGUUUUGGGCUCAGGGCAUCUCUGUUUUGGGGUUUUCUUGUUUUGUCUUUUUUUUUUUUUUUUUUUUUUGAAACUAAAAAUUGCAUAUGAAGCGGGGUUUUGAUUUUUUUUUCCAUUAUACUGAUGCUUUUAUAUUUUGCCUGCACAAAGACACACUUUCUUUCUAUUUAAUGUAGAAGUUGCAGGAGUUAUUCAGAUGGAUACAGGCUGCAAGGUGGGAGUUGCAGGAAAUGUUGGGUCGACGUGGUUAUGUAGAAAGGGGACUCUUGGAAGGAUUAGUUCAGAGUUCCCUGUGUCAGUGAAGAUCUGGCUGCUUUUCACUAUUAAAAAUAUUAAGUUGGUACAUUCCUGUACUGAAUAGUUGACCAAGCAACUUCAAUAACCUAGUGUCUGGCAGUGUCUCAUGAUUCUUUAUUUCCUAGUUUCUCCUAAAUCUGCUUAAUGUGGUCAUUUCUUGGAUUGCAUUAUCUCUUUAAAAAUGAUCUUUCUUUAUCACAUUUCUAUGUUAAUCUGUUUCUCAAUUCUUUAAGAGUUUCUGUGUUUUUUGGGGGGGGUUAGGGCUAAGAUGUGGGGAGGGAGAGAGCUUUGAGCUGUUCUUGAUUAGACGAUUGUGGAAAAGAAGCAGCAUAUUUUUUUUUUUAAAGAGAGAAGCUGUCUCUCCUAUAGCAAACACUUACAUAUGUAGCUAUUUAGAAAAAGGAGUUUGGGGUAAGUGUAAGCUAUUUUUCUUUACUUCCUCCCCCACCACCAAGAGAUGGAAGAAGGAAUUGGUGAUGAUGAUGUUCUAUAGGAGACAUACCGGUAUAAGGAUGUAUAUGUUGACAGUGUUUUAGUUUUUAUUGAGGGUUUUAUCUUCUGUUUAAUGCCAAAAUAAACCAAAUUUAUUUAACCAAUUAAUAAA